This is a messenger RNA of Apis florea (little honeybee), 927 nucleotides long. RefSeq names its product ER membrane protein complex subunit 4 (gene EMC4). Lineage: Eukaryota; Metazoa; Arthropoda; Insecta; Hymenoptera; Apidae. The record is from RefSeq and is a predicted model, not a curated record.
UUAAUUUUUUAUGAAUUUAAGCAUUUGAUUGAUGUUGUACGUCAUGAUUGUAUAGUGUAAAUGCCUGUGUACACGUUUAUAUAUAUAUGCUGUCAUAGUACUUGAAAAAAUUUAUAAUAAUAAUAUAAUAAAUUCAGAAUAUUUAACGAUAAUGACAGCAGUUAAGCAAAAUACAAAACGAUCAAAAUGGGCUUUAGAUUUUGCUCACAAGAAUAAACAAGAAAAAAAUGCAGAUAUUGCUUCACCACCAGGUUAUACACCUGCUGUUGCUCUAUUUCAUGCUGCUGAUUCAAUUAGAGAAUCAGAUUCUAAUCAUUUAAUAAUUAAAAAAUCAUGGGAUUUAGCUUUAGGUCCUCUUAAACAAGUCCCAAUGAAUUUAUUUAUAAUGUAUAUGGCGGGUAAUUCUAUUUCAAUAUUUCCUAUUAUGAUGGUUGGUAUGUUAAUUAUUAGACCAGUGAAAGCAUUAUUUACUCUUCAGCAAACAUUUAAAGUAAUAGAAGGAACACAUGCUUUCGGACAAAAGUUUGUAUACUUUUUAGGACAAUUAGUAAACAUUGCACUUGCAUUAUAUAAAUGUCAAUCAAUGGGAUUACUCCCAACACAUGCAUCUGAUUGGUUGGCAUUUGUAGAACCUCAAGCACGGUUGGAAUAUUCAGGUGGUGGAUUUAUAUAUGUAUGACAUAAGAUAUAAUUAUUUAAAAAUAUAAUACGUACAUUUAAAAUGAAUUGUUAUAUAUUUAGAUACAUUUUAUUUUAUCUAUAAGUUAUCAAAACAUUCACACAUUACACAAAAUGUUUUAUUAAAAUCAAAUCACAAAAUAUUUCAUGUUUAUAUACAUAUGCAUAUAAUAAUAAAAAGUACAACAAUAUAAUAAUAUAAUAAAACUGCAUGCAUUGAAAUAUAUUCCAUAAACAUAUUACUAUUAU